Molecule: messenger RNA, 4748 nt
Organism: Electrophorus electricus (electric eel)
Lineage: Eukaryota; Metazoa; Chordata; Actinopteri; Gymnotiformes; Gymnotidae
Source: RefSeq, a predicted model, not a curated record
GAUACUGUCCGAAGUCGUCCUGUUGUAAACAACAUUUUUAUUAUUAUUUCUGAAACAAUAUUUGAAAUUAUCGUAUUGCAGUAAUGUAUAUCUUUGAUUUGUUAGUUGUCAGGGUUAUUUUUUAUAUUUGCUUAUGGAAAACAUCGCUUAGUCAGAUUAUUUAUUCCGUCAACGAGGAGGUGAACAAGGGAACAGUUGUUGGAAAUAUCGCCAAAGACCUCAAGAUCGGCGUUAAUGAACUCGAGACGCGUACGUUUCAGAUUGUGUCUGGAUCUAACAAGAAGUAUUUUGACGUUAAUUUGAAAACAGGUGCGCUGUUUGUGAACGAUAGAAUCGACCGCGAGGAGUUUUGCGAGCGCAGUCAAAGAUGCGUUGUGAAUGUAGAGGCCCUCGCUCAAAACCCGCACAGUCUCUAUCGGAUUGAAGUAAACAUUUUGGAUGUGAAUGAUCAUGCUCCGCAUUUUCGGCAUGGCUCUCUAGUUAUUAAUAUUACUGAAGACGCAAGCACAGGUGACAGGUUUCAUCUACCAGUGGCUGAUGAUGCCGAUGUUGGCAGUAAUUCUCUGAAAGACUACAGACUCAGUACCAAUGAAUACUUUUCUGUUGAUGUGCACAGUGGACACGAGAGUGUGUCGGCUGAGUUUGUCCUACAAAAAGGCUUGGACAGAGAGAAACAAUCAGUCAUUAAUCUAGUUCUUACUGCUCUAGAUGGAGGAAAACCUCCAAAAUCAGGAACAUUACAGAUUACCAUAAAUGUCAUGGAUGUAAAUGAUAAUAAGCCUGUUUUUAGUAAAUCUCUAUACAAAGUGAAAAUUAAGGAAAAUGUUUCAGUAGGCACUAAAAUAAUGUCUCUUACAGCCACAGAUUUAGAUGAAGGCACAAACAGUAAAAUUAUUUAUUCAUUUAUCGAACGUGGGAAUGAAAAAAGAGAUGGUUUAUUCGCUGUCAUUCCUGAAACAGGAGAGAUUGUAGUGAAAGGCCAGAUAGAUUAUGAAGAAACUCCUGCUAUUGAAUUGAGAGUUCAGGCACAAGACAAAGGCAGUCCUCCUAAGAGCGCCCAGUGCAAAGUUUUAGUAGAAGUACUAGAUGAGAAUGACAACGCUCCAGAGAUUAUAGUGACUCCACUUCUGGACAGAGUGAAGGAAGAUGCCAAACGUGGAGCUGCUGUUGCUUUAGUUAAAGUCUCUGAUAGAGAUGGUGGCCAAAAUGGCAUUGUUCAUUGUUCUGUUAAAGGUUCUUUUCCUUUUAAACUGGAGUCCUCGUAUAGCAACCAUUACUCUCUAGUGGUAGAUGGACCGCUGGACAGAGAGAGCAUUUCUGAAUAUAUCAUCACUAUUUCGGCUAGUGAUGAAGGAACUCCACCCCUUUCUAGUGACAGUGUGCUGACUGUUCAGGUCUCUGAUGUUAAUGAUAAUGCACCACUGUUUACAGCACCCAUAACUGUUGCUUAUCUAAAAGAGAAUGGUCAAGUUGGGAGUCAUGUGACAAAAAUGGUGGCAAAUGAUCCAGAUGAUGGAGUGAAUGCUGAACUUUCAUACUCAAUUGUAGAGACCACCAACAUGGACAUUCCCAUAUCAACAAUGUUUCAUAUUAACUCUAUAAAUGGUGAAAUAGUAACUCUGCAGUCAUUUAAUUAUGAGGCAGCAAAAAGAUUUGAGUUCCAGGUUCAGGCCACUGACUCUGGCAUUCCCCCUCUGAGUGCUAAUGUGACUGUUAAUGUGUUUAUCCUGGAUGAGAAUGAUAACAGUCCAGUUAUUCUACCACCAUAUUCUGAACCCGGAUCUGUUAACACUGAGAACAUUCCCUACUCUGCUGAAGUGGGUUACUUUGUGGCUAAAAUCAGAGCUGUAGAUGCUGAUUCUGGUUAUAAUGCAUUGCUGUCUUACCAUAUAACUGAACCUAAGGGAACUAAUCUCUUCCGCAUUGGAACCAGCACUGGAGAAAUAAGGACCAAAAGACGAAUGAGUGACAAUGACUUAAAGACUCAUCCGCUUGUUAUAACGGUGACUGACCAUGGAGAACCAUCUCUGUCAGCGACCGUCUCUAUGGACGUGGUGGUGACUGAACGUCUGGACACUGUGCAGCCCUCCCUAAGACACGUGCCAGUUAAAGAGGAGGGAUUUUCUGAUCUGAAUCUGUAUCUGCUCAUCGCUAUUGUCUCAGUAUCAGUGAUAUUUUUACUGAGUCUCAUUGGUUUGAUAGCAGCUAAAUGCUAUGGGUCGGACGGCAAUUUCAGUGAGUACAGCCCUCCAGUGGUCACUACACACCCUGAUGGGAGCUGGUCUUACUCUAAAUCCACUCAGCAGUAUGACGUGUGUUUUAGCUCAGACACACUGAAGAGUGACGUAGUGGUUUUCCCGUCGCCGUUUCCGCCUGCAGAUGCAGAACUGAUCAGCAUUAAUGAAGGAGACACUUUUACUCGCACACAAACUCUUCCAAGUACCACAAAGAUUUCCUACUCCAUCUCAGAGGAAGUGAAAAAGGGAACCGUCGUUGGGAAUAUAGCAAAGGACCUCAACAUCGACGUUCAGGAACUGCAAUCGCGUAUGUUCCAAAUUGUGGCGGGAUCUAACAAAUAUUUUGGCGUAAGUCUGAAAACUGGCACUCUGUUUGUUAACGACAGAAUCGACAGGGAAGAUCUGUGUGCAAGUAGUCAGAAAUGUUCCUUAAACAUCGAAGCGAUGGCAAACAAUCCUUUGAUGCCCUAUCGUAUCGAAGUAAAUAUUAUAGACAUUAACGACAACUCUCCUGUUUUCACUAGUCAGAUACUCGUAUUGAAUAUCACUGAAAACGUUCUAGCAGGAGACAAAUUUUCUCUUCCCUUGGCCCAUGACAUGGAUGUGGGCAUAAACGCAGUAAAGAGCUACAAGCUGAGUCCGAAUGGAUAUUUUUCACUAGAUAUACAGACCAGCGGACACAGUGUAUCAGCUGAACUGGUUCUGCAAAAAGCAUUAGAUCGAGAAAAACAAUCCGUGAUUAAACUCACCCUGACCGCUGUAGAUGGUGGUAAACCCCCAAAAUCUGGGACUUUAGAAAUCUUAGUUAAUGUGCUGGAUAUUAAUGACAAUAACCCGGUGUUUACGAAAUCUCUCUACAAAGUUAAGGUCCAAGAGAAUGCACCAACUGGAAGUAAAAUCCUGACAGUCACAGCUACGGACUCUGAUGAGGGUCUAAACAGUGAAGUCGUAUACUCUAUUGUAGGCCACGAGAGAAACGCAGUGGUAAAUUUAUUUUCUAUAAACCCGAUCUCAGGGGAUAUCACAGUGAAAGGGAACAUUGACUAUGAGGAAAAUCCAGCUAUUGAGCUGAGAGUUCAGGCUCAGGACAAGAGCUUCUCUCCAAGACAUUCUAAUUGUAAAGUGCUGAUUGAAGUUGUGGAUGUGAAUGACAAUACACCGGAGAUAUCGGUUACUCUGCUUAUGAGCUCGGUAAGCGAGAACAUCAAACCUGGCACGGGUUUUGCUUUGAUUACAGUUUCAGAUAAAGAUGGUGGUGAAAAUGGCGAAGUAGGCUGUAGACUAACAGAGCCGAGCCCAUUUAAGCUACAGUCGUCGUACAGGAACUCUUAUUCGCUUGUUGUCAGUGAGCCAUUGGAUCGAGAGCAGGCAUCCCAGUAUAACAUCACAAUUAUCGCUAUUGACAAGGGGACUUCACCACUUUCUAGCUCGACGGUUUUACAGGUUCAUCUUUCCGAUGUGAACGACAACGCGCCACUAUUUCCAGGACCAGUAAUAAACAUUAACGUAAAUGAAAAUAGUCCAGCUGGAGCCUUGAUAUAUGCUGUAACUGCGCAAGAUCUAGAUGACGGCGAUAAUGCACACAUUUCCUAUUCUUUUGUUGAUGCUGACAUCACUAUGCCUAUAUCAACUUUAAUGAACAUAAAUUCACUUACAGGCGAAUUAUACUGUCUACAGUCUUUCAAUUACGAAGAAACAAAACAGAUUCAAUUAAAAAUUCAAGCAACUGACUCUGGCGUUCCUGCUUUAAGCAGUAAUGUGACAGUAAAUGUUUUUAUCCUGGAUGAAAACGACAACAGUCCCGUGAUUUUGGCGCCUUACUCUGAACCCGGAUCUGUUAACACUGAGAACAUUCCCUACUCUGCUGAAGUGGGUUACUUUGUGGCUAAAAUCAGAGCUGUAGAUGCUGAUUCUGGUUAUAAUGCAUUGCUGUCUUACCAUAUAACUGAACCUAAGGGAACUAAUCUCUUCCGCAUUGGAACCAGCACUGGAGAAAUAAGGACCAAAAGACGAAUGAGUGACAAUGACUUAAAGACUCAUCCACUUGUUAUAACGGUGACUGACCAUGGAGAACCAUCUCUGUCAGCGACCGUCUCUAUGGACGUGGUGGUGACUGAACGUCUGGACACUGUGCAGCCCUCCCUAAGACACGUGCCAGUUAAAGAGGAGGGAUUUUCUGAUCUGAAUCUGUAUCUGCUCAUCGCUAUUGUCUCAGUAUCAGUGAUAUUUUUAUUGAGCCUCAUUGGUUUAAUAGCAGCUAAAUGCUACAGGACUGACGGCAGUUUCAGCGGGUACAGCGCUCCAGUGGUCACUACACACCCUGACGGGAGCUGGUCUUACUCUAAAUCCACUCAGCAGUAUGACGUGUGUUUUAGCUCAGACACACUGAAGAGUGACGUAGUGGUUUUCCCAUCGCCGUUUCCGCCUGCAGACGCAGAACUGAUCAGUAUUAACGAAGGAGACACUUUUACUCGGACACAAACUCUUCCUAGUACUGGGAAGGUAAGAUGA